AUGCGGGAAAUUGUACAUUUGCAAUUAGGACAAGCAGGAAAUUCAAUAGGUUGCAAAUUUUGGGAGGUUAUAUCCGACGAGCAUGGCAUUGAUCCUACAGGCCGUUUCCACGGCGAUUCGGAACUUCAGCUGGAGAGGAUCAACGUUUACUUCAACGAGGCUAUGGGAGGAAGAUUCGUGCCCAGGGCCGUACUGGUAGACUUGGACCCGAGCUCUAUGAAUUCGGCCAGAUCCGGACCGUUUGGUCAGCUGUUCAAACCGGAUAACUACGUUUACAGUCAAGCGGGCGCUGGUAACAACUGGGCGAAGGGCAGGUAUACGGAAGGGGCUGAAAUAGCAGAUGCUGUACUGGACCUGACGCGCAGAGAGGCUGAGGGAUGCGACUGUCUGCAAGGUUUUCAGAUGAUCCAUGCCCUUGGAGGCGGUACUGGUGCUGGCUUGGGUAGUUUGCUGAUAGAUAAAAUGAGAGAAGAGUAUCCAGACAGAAUUUUGUGUACCUAUUCCGUGUUCCCCAGUCCACGUACCUCAGACACAGUAGUAGAACCGUACAACUGCGUGAUGACACUAAGUCAUCUGGUAGAAAACACCGACGAAACGUACUUAAUAGACAACGAAGCGUUACACGAUAUAUGCUACAGGACCCUCAAGCUAGCUGCCCCAUCCUUGGGAGACUUGAACCACUUGGUCUGCGCCACCCUGUCGGGUAUAACCACCUGUAUCAGGUUUCCAGGUCAGCUCAACGCGGAUUUGAGGAAAAUUAUGGUCAAUAUGGUGCCGUUUCCGAGGUUGCACUUCUUCAUACCCGGGUUUGCCCCUCUGUACUCAAGAGGAAACGCUCCCUACAGGGCUCUAUCGGUGCCUGAACUGGUUUGCCAGCUCUUCGACAACAAGAACUUAAUGUGUGCCUGCGAUAUCAGACGAGGGAGGUAUUUGACGGUUGCCUCGAUCUUCAGAGGGAGAAUGUCGACCAAGGAGGUGGACGAGCAGAUGUUCAACAUCCAAGAUAAGAACAGCAGCUAUUUUGUGGAGUGGAUCCCGAAUAAUUUGAAGACUGCCAUUUGCGAUAUUCCACCGAGGGGGUUGAAGAUGUCGGCUACCUUUAUUGGAAACUCGACUGCAAUUCAAGAGCUCUUCCGAAGAGUGGGAGAACAGUUCAGUGUGAUGUACAGGAAGAAGGCUUUCCUCCAUUGGUAUACCGGGGAAGGAAUGGAAGAGAUGGAAUUCUCGGAUGCGCUAGGCAAUCUGAACGACCUCAUUUCGGAAUAUCAGCAGUAUCAAGAAGCUCAAGUCGACGUCGGUGAUGAUAUCGUCGUUGAAGACGAGGAAGAUAUGUAACUGCGCCUAACAAAUAUGAUGAUUUUGUCUGAAGACUUCAGAAAAUGAAAUACACUGAAUAAUUAUCAGAAAGUUAACAAAAAUUUAUUUUUUAUUCUAACCAUACAAUCAUUUCCUUAAGUAACACUCAACAUAUAAUUGUCUAGUAUCCACACAUUCCCCAUCAAUAGAGAAAAUGGAAUGAAAGGAUGUCGAUGUUGGAUUGAUAGAUAUUUCUCGAAUUAAAGUAAAAAAGCAGCACAAAGUUUCUGUUGCUUUGGGAAUUCACGCCACUGCACACCUGAGAAGUCUCGAGAAUUUUUACCUAACUAUUAUUUACUGGUAAAUAAAUGAAAAAACUGAGAACCCUAAGAUUAAAUGAAAGUAUUCCAGAUACAACUUAAUCCAUUGUCAU
Coccinella septempunctata (seven-spotted ladybird) is the source of this 1729-nucleotide messenger RNA. RefSeq names its product tubulin beta chain-like. Gene Ontology annotation, cellular component: cytoplasm; microtubule. Gene Ontology annotation, biological process: microtubule cytoskeleton organization; mitotic cell cycle. The transcript is spliced from 4 exons. Bases 1 to 1335 code for a protein of 444 amino acids. The record is from RefSeq and is a predicted model, not a curated record. Gene Ontology annotation, molecular function: GTPase activity; GTP binding; structural constituent of cytoskeleton. NCBI's taxonomy places the organism in Eukaryota, Metazoa, Arthropoda, Insecta, Coleoptera, Coccinellidae.